CUUGUAUUAAUAGACGAUGAAUAGAUCUAAAGGUCAUGGAGGUGGAUCCUACAACAAGUUGACCCGAUCUAUUGAAAAUAAAGUUCUCAACUGUCUUGACUUGUAUAAGGCAGAAGGACAUAAGGAAUUUGCAGCCUAUGUUAUAUAUGAUUACUGCUUGAAGGUAGAUUCAUCCUUGAGGAGAAUAAAGAAACGUCAACUCGAAAUGGUUAUCGAAAAAGUACUUGAGGACAUGAGCAGUUCUGAACUAAGAUGUGAUGAACAAACAGAGACAAUAGAGGAUGAGGACGCUACAGCAGAGUAUGCGCUGGUGAGUAAAACUAAAGAGGAUGCAUUGGAGAGCACAGCUUGGUUAACCGAAUAUUUACCUCCGGGAUUAUUAAAUAAUUCUAUUCAAAAGCCUGCACAAGAAGAUAAUGCGAUGAAUAAGUCAGUUACAAACCUUUGGAAUAUACAUAAAAGCACGCCAUCUACAACACCGGUAGUAUCACAAGCGUCAUCAAAUCAAACAUUAGCUACUGCAUCUCCUAUAUCAGCUAUAGAACAACCAUCAGAGGAUCAAGCAGCCACUACAGUCGAACCAAAUGCAACCUCACCAGAAAACAACGUCGAUUCUACAGCAAAGUCAAAGAAACGAUCAAAGGCUGCGAAGGACGGCUCGUCAAAACGUCAUAAACCUUCCUCUGAGACUAGGGAUGCUCCUUUCAUACCUACAGCCAAAUUAUCAGACUUGGGUGGUAUUGAUCACUGCAUAGAGGAAAUUAUGGAGUUAAUUGCUAUGCCUUUGGCACAUCCCGAAGUAUAUAUUCAUACAGGUGUCCAGCCUCCCAGGGGUGUCUUGCUGCAUGGCCCACCAGGCUGCGGUAAGACAAAGUUGGCUCAUGCUAUUGCUGGCGAACUAGGGAUGCCUUUCUUUAACAUAUCAGCCCCAUCUAUUGUAUCUGGUAUGUCUGGAGAGUCUGAGAAGAAAAUUCGUGAAGUUUUUGAGGAGGCUAGAGACAACGCACCUUGCUUGUUAUUUAUAGACGAAAUUGAUGCUAUUACGCCAAAGAGAGAAACAGCACAAAGAGAAAUGGAAAGAAGAAUUGUAGCACAGUUACUGACUUGCAUGGAUGACCUAUCUUGGGAAAAGCUGAAUAACAAGCCUGUUAUGAUCAUUGGCGCAACCAAUAGGCCCGACUCUUUAGAUCCAGCUUUACGACGUGCUGGCAGAUUUGAUAGAGAAAUCAGUAUGGGUGUACCAGACGAAAAGAGUCGAAAAAAGAUUCUUCAAGUAUUAUCAUCCAAACUACGCCUUUCUGGUGAAUUUGACUUUGAUGAACUUGCAAAAGCGACACCGGGUUAUGUUGGUGCUGAUCUUCAGGCACUUAUAACAGCAGCAGGUGUCAUUGCUGUGAAACGCAUAUUUAAGCAUUUACGCUCUGUGGGCAUACUCAACUCGGAUAAAAAAGAAAUAGAUGAUAAACCAAGCGUGGAAAAUAUGACAACAGACAAUGAUAACCAAGAGGGCGGUAACCAGGGUGAAGAUGGUGCUUCAAUGGACAUUGACGACACGGUCGUUCAGGAGCAACCUAUACCAACUACGACCGUAGAAGAAUUUGAAUCUCAAACACCAUUAGAACAGAUAAGAAAUAUAUCAGAGUUUAUCAAAACACACAAGGAGCCCUUAACUGAAGCCCAACUCGAAUCUCUCGCAAUCACUCAAGACGAUUUUAAACACGCACUCAAAAAGGUUCAACCUUCAUCGAAGCGUGAAGGUUUUGCAACCGUUCCGGAUGUAUCGUGGGAUGAUAUUGGUGCUCUGCAGUUUGUACGUGAUGAAUUGCGUAUGGCCGUUGUUGAACCUAUCAAUCAUCCUGAAUUCUUUGAACGUGUAGGCAUUACUAGUCCUGCUGGUGUCUUACUUUGGGGUCCACCUGGUUGUGGUAAAACUUUAUUGGCUAAAGCUGUUGCUAAUGAAAGUAAUACCAACUUCAUUUCGGUCAAAGGACCUGAACUCUUGAACAAGUAUGUUGGUGAAAGUGAACGCGGUGUCCGUCAAGUAUUUGCUCGUGCUCGUGCUUCUGCUCCUUGUGUUAUCUUUUUUGAUGAAUUGGAUGCUCUUUGUUCUCGACGUGAUGAUCAACAAACUGACGCCUCAGCACGAGUGGUAAAUACUCUGCUUACAGAGUUAGAUGGUGUUGAAAAUCGCAGUCAAGUGUAUGUGAUCGCUGCUACAAACAGGCCUGAUAUGAUUGACCCUGCCAUGCUUCGUCCUGGUCGUCUUGACAAGCUUUUAUAUGUAGAACUCCCUACGCCCCAAGAGAGACAUGAUAUUCUUAAAAAACUUAGUAUCCGGACACCGCUCCAUCCUGAAGUUUCGUUGCAUAAUAUUGCUAAUGAUCCUCGCUGUGAAGGGUUCUCUGGUGCAGAUCUUGCCUCUCUUGUUAAAGAAAGUGCCGUUGCUUCCUUACGGUCUAGAUUUUACUCUUCUGGAUCCAUGAGAAUGGAUGCAGUGUUUUCUUCUGCUGAAGAAAUUUUUGUUACCAAGGAAGAUUUUGAUGUGGCAUUCACCAAAGUAUCGCCCUCUGUAUUACCUCAGGAUCGAGCUCACUAUGAGCGUUUAAGAAAGAAAUAUGGAUAAUUUGAAUAAACUUGCAGUCUUGAACUUGUCGGACUUUUAUUCGUUACGCGUUUUCGCGUUGAUUGCGCGACGUCCCUUUUUUUUCCUUCUUUUUAUUCCUUUAAACCAUG
Rhizopus microsporus ATCC 52813 is the source of this 2733-nucleotide messenger RNA. RefSeq names its product AAA-domain-containing protein. Gene Ontology annotation, cellular component: nucleus. The transcript has 7 exons. Lineage: Eukaryota; Fungi; Mucoromycota; Mucoromycetes; Mucorales; Rhizopodaceae. Gene Ontology annotation, molecular function: RNA binding; preribosome binding; ATP hydrolysis activity. The coding region runs from base 17 to 2623 and encodes 868 amino acids. Gene Ontology annotation, biological process: ribosome biogenesis. The record is from RefSeq and is a predicted model, not a curated record.